Spathaspora passalidarum NRRL Y-27907 is the source of this 1479-nucleotide messenger RNA. It is a transcript of the gene SPR1, whose product is annotated as Spr1p. The record is from RefSeq and is a predicted model, not a curated record. Gene Ontology annotation, biological process: glucan catabolic process. Bases 1 to 1479 code for a protein of 492 amino acids. NCBI's taxonomy places the organism in Eukaryota, Fungi, Ascomycota, Pichiomycetes, Serinales, Debaryomycetaceae. Gene Ontology annotation, molecular function: glucan exo-1,3-beta-glucosidase activity. Gene Ontology annotation, cellular component: cell surface; extracellular region. The transcript has a single exon.
AUGCUACUAUAUUUUGCACUAGUGGUUAUUUUUUUCCUUGCAACCACAGCCAGAGUUACCGAAGUCAAUCAAACGUUGGAAGAGGCUCUUUCAUGGCACAUCCAGCUGGAAACCGUGUUAAAGCACGGCCAAUCGGCUUACAAAGAUUCAAUUUCAAAGAUAUACGGUGUCAAUGCCGGUGGCUGGUUAUUAACAGAACCUUGGAUAACUCCCAGUCUCUAUGAAAAAGUAAAUGAUUUAUUUGGAUCCAUGCCCAAGGAUGAAUACGCAAUGAAUUUGUUUAUUGGAAAUAAGGAUCUAUCCAAACGAUAUUUCGAAGCUCACUGGAAAAGUUUCUAUACCGAGGAAGAUUUCAAGCAAAUUUCCGAAAUGGACUUGAACUUGGUCAGAAUCCCCAUUGGAUAUUGGGCUUUUCAAUUAUUACCCAAAGACCCUUACUGCCAAGGGCAAGAACGUUAUCUUGAUUCCGCAAUUGACUGGGCAGAAAAGUAUGGAUUGAAGGUUCAAAUUGGAUUGCAUGGGCUCCCUGGAUCUCAAAAUGGAUUUGACAAUUCUGGACUAACUGCAACCUCUCCCAAGUGGUUGGAAGAUGACGCUAACAUUGAUUUAACGCACCGAGUGGUUGAUUAUAUUUUUACAAAAUAUGGUAAUAAUACCAAUGUUCACAGCAUUCAGGUUGCCAAUGAACCAUUGGGUCCAGUACUUGAUAAACUGAAGUUGGUCGAGUUCUAUUCAAAAUGUCUAUCGUUAGCAACAGAAAAGAAUAUCUCCGCAAAAUUGGCUUUCCAUGACGCUUUCUUGGACAUGGAAGCUUGGAAAACCUUCUAUCCCGGCAAAUUUAUCUUGGAUCACCAUUUCUAUGAAGUUUUCACCGAUUGGCAAUUAAAACUUGAUUUGAAAGGUCACUUGGAAAACGUUAGAGAUCAAGGAGAGAAGUUAUCCCGGACAAAACACAGAAGUAUAGUUGGUGAAUUUUCUGGCGCCCUUACUGAUUGUGCUCCUUAUCUUAAUGGAAUUGGAAAUGGAGCACGGUGGGAUGGUACUUUUCUACUAGAAGCUCGUGGAACGUGCUAUGGUCGAGAUGAUCCAAAUAAUUUAACAUUUAAAAACGAAACAAUGAUGUUUUUAAGAGAACAAUUUUACACCUAUGAAACCAAGGGUGGUGGAUGGAUAUUUUGGUGUUAUAAAACUGAACGGUCAUUGGACUGGGAUAUGAGAAGAUUGCACAAGUUAAAGAUGUUACCAGAGCCCUUAUAUUUGAGUAAAGAAGUUUAUAAGAUGGACAUUAACGACGAUGGCUUUGAUAAUGAUAACUCUCUCGCCGAUGGACCUGGCAGGAGAUCAGACUUUUUUAUACCCCAUCCCAGAAUAUUCUGGGGUCGCUAUCGCCUAAGAGGCAGAAGCGGUUCCAGUGGAUUGAAAGUUAAUCGAAUCACCUGGGUUUUUGCUUUAUUUAUAACAGUGAGUUUUUCAAUUUAA